Molecule: messenger RNA, 2004 nt
Organism: Daldinia caldariorum
Lineage: Eukaryota; Fungi; Ascomycota; Sordariomycetes; Xylariales; Hypoxylaceae
Product: alpha/beta-hydrolase
Exons: 3
Coding region: 1-2004 (667 amino acids)
Biological process (GO): protein dephosphorylation
Molecular function (GO): protein tyrosine/serine/threonine phosphatase activity
Source: RefSeq, a predicted model, not a curated record
AUGACUUAUUCCCGCAUAGCCAGCGUUUUUGUCGAAGCCAGGCGAAAGGUCCUCGGCCCUGCCAUCAUCGUCUUAGGGGGUAGUGUAUGGUUUCUGUACUUACGAAAUCGAAUGGCCAAGACCCGAGCCAACGGGGCCGAGUCGAAAGAUGCGGACGCUAUAGAUCCCCCACUACUCCGGAAACACUCCGAGAUAGUAUCAUACACUGCUAAACGGAGCGGGAUUACUUACCCUGGUAUUCGUGUCUUCUAUCGUCGCCACCCCAAAGCAGAUGAGCUUCCUCAGGAUCCAGCACCCUUACCUCUGGUGGUGUUUAUUCACGGUCUCGGAGGUUGCAUUGCCCAAUUUCACCCGCUUCUCACUAGCCUUGUUAAUUCGGCUUCUUGCCUGGCCGUGGAUCUGCCCGGCUGCGGUCUAUCCCAUUUUGCCCCAAAGUCGUGGGACGCAUACACUACGGAUGCUCUAAUUGAUUUGCUUGAGACCGUCAUAGAUUCUUAUCGGGAAAAGGACCAGGGGCUUGUCCUAAUUGCUCAUAGUAUGGGGACCGCGAUGGCAGCCCGCAUUGCUAAUAAACACUCCCAUGUGAUGGGACUUGUUGCAAUAUGCCCCGUAUCAGGGCCGCCACCGCCGGAGGCCGUGCGUAACAUCCGCGUGCUCCUCUCACUUCCAGAUUGUAUCUUUAAUCUCUGGAGGGCUUGGGAUAGAUGGGGUGGCCCCGAAAGCGCUAGCGUUAAGCGUUUCGUUGGUCCUGGGGCAGAUCUCGAGACCCGGCAGCUUCAAGACAAAUUCAAUAGCCAGAGCCGGACACCCGUAUUCCGUCGAAUGGCAUGGGGCGCGCUGCCGAAAUAUUCCAAAGAUGGGAAGGUUGUCGGAGGUUUGUUUGACGAACCCACCUGGACAGGCCUUAGUAUUCCCGUCUAUCUCAUUGGUGGCGAGUAUGAUACAGUAACGCCACCCACGGAAAUAGAGAAGAUUCGCAGUCUCCUCGAGUCGACAACGCAACCGGCAAUUGGCUCUGGAGCCGCAUCUCCCAACAAGGCCCGUUCCGUAAACUCAAAGUCACACCCGGAAGAUAGCUCCCCUGACACUUUGUCGAGCGCCAGCGAGACGGGUGCCAUCGUAGAUGCCGCAGCCCCGGUAAAUACUUCGUCAGCUCCACGGGCGCACAUGCCAGAAUCGAUCGAGGCUAUCACAGACGACGAUUUUGCGCGGAAACAGCAGCAGACCGUGCACGUGGAAGAUCACGAUGAAGAUCCUACUACGCCCAGGGAAGAUGCCAUUGGUGGUAUUCCCCCGCAGCCACGACAUCCGGCCAAGGUCGUCAAGACAGCAAUUCUACCAGCCGGACAUGCCAUGCUUUACACGCCAACUACGGUUCGCACUUUAGCAGGGUUGAUAGGCGAUUUUAUGAACGAUCAUAUUACGGGCCGAUUUUCUCUCGGCUGGCAAUUACAACACCUUUCGCGCGAUGGCAAGUGGGAUGUUAAAAAUCUUGCCAAGUGGAAGAGCGUCCAGCCCGUCUCCGAGCCUAUUGGUGGCAUCUUUCGUGCUAUGAAAACUUUGCGCGAGGUCGAUGAAGAACACUCACCUAAGGUCUUCGCUUCUAAGUGGGGCCACAUAAUCAAGGAUAUUAUAGACAUUAGCCACGCGGAUCCGGUGUACGACCCGAAGAGUUUCGGGGAAGGGAUCAAGUAUCACAAAUUCCCAACAGUAUCUAAAAUUCCGCCAACAGAUGCAGAAGUAGCCAGCUUUAUUAAACUAGUAGACCAGGUCCGGGAAGAGCAGGCGGAACGCGCGGGGAAUGAACGCUGCAUGAUUGGUGUUCAUUGCCACUACGGAUUCAACCGUACGGGCUACUUCGUCGUAUGCUACCUUGUCGAGCGCUGCGGAUACGGAGUCCAGGAGGCCAUAGACGAGUUCUCGGCUAAACGGCCCAACGGCAUCAGGCACUCGCACUUUCUCGACCGUCUUUUCGUUCGUUACGCUCCCGCAACGCGGAAGUGA